UUUUCUCACGGUUGUUGUCCGAGGUAGAAGCUAGUCAUGAGGAAAGAAAGAGUUAGAUUUAAAAAAUUGAAGAUCGAUUUCCUGGCAAACAUCUUUUGCAUUAUUUUAUGUUGUGUACACGCACUGUCAAGUUGUCUUUCCCCAGAAUUUGUGCUCAUAAGAGCACAUUCAACUUGUAUUGUUGCGCUCGUGACGAAUAGUUGCCUAGUAGAUAAUCAAAUUUAUGACAAUUCCCAUUUUUCAGAACUUAAAAAAUUAACGAUGCAUAAAGAUUUAGGAAUUUUAGUUGGGUAUAUUGACAUAAAUAGUAAGUGGCCCGACGGGAAAUCAUUUUAUGGUGAAGGUGUAGAGGCAGGAAAAAUUGUCUUAUUUAAGAAGAUCCCUAAGGAUCGAACGUGUUUGCUACCAUCUCCAUCACAGAGGAGUAUGGUCCCACUUAUUUUCAAUGGUGUAAAUGGACUUGCAACACUAAUAGACUUUGUCAAUGAUGGAUGUAAUACCUACAUGUCACCAACUGGAGGUCCUUCUAUAGAGGGGCUGCAUAAGAAUGAAAUCCACAGAACAAGAUUUUAUGUUCAAAACAUCUCAAAUGUGCAAUCAAAAGAUGUGUUUCAACCAGUAAAUCAGAAUUGUAAAGUUGAAGACCAAUCCUGUUCAUCAGACAAUCAUAAUUUUCAUUUUCACAACAAUAUACCUAGAAUUCCAGAAUGUGAGAGAAUUGACUUCCCUUCCAGAGAGGACUUUUUUCAUAAUUAUGUAAAAAUAUCAAAGCCAGUUAUAUUCAAAAAUGCCUUAAGAGACUGGCCAGCUUUUACAAAGUGGUCAAAUAGAUAUUUUCGAGAAAAAUUUGGGAAAAAUGAUGUCCAUAUCAAGUUAACACCCUUGGGUGAAUAUGAAGGAGUUGAACCAAGAUAUAUGUGGGAAAAUCAUGAAAAUUUUGAGAUCCCCAAAUCAGUGGAAGAUCAGUUGCCUUUUCCUGACUUGGUAGUGGUUCGACCAGCCACUAAGAACAUGAAUUUCUCAAGUUUCAUGGAUAUAGUUGAAGGAGUAUCCAAUGGGACUAUCAAUGAUAUGUCAGCCUACCUAGAGUAUUCCUCCAUUCCUGAUCAUCUGCCAGAACUGGAGGAGGACUUGAGAGACGAUUUACUAUUCCAGGGACUUCUAAAUAGAAAACACUUAAAUAUAUGGCUUAGUGAUGGAAGAACUUUGGGAAAGCUGCACUUUGAUCAAUUUGACAAUCUCCUUUGCCAGAUAAGUGGUAAAAAGCAGGUUAUUUUGUUUGAUCCCCACAACAAUCAUCAGAUGUAUGAGGGACACAUUCCAGAGGCAAUCCUGUCCUACAGUCAAACGUCCAAUACGUUUUACCGUCGCAAUCUACUUGAAAGCACGUCCAUGGUUAUGUCUCCUGUUGACAUCCAGAAUCCAGAUUAUUCCAGGUUUCCACUGUUUGGAGAAACUUACCCCUUGAACUGCACUAUAGAAGACGGUGAUAUUCUGUACAUGCCUUCAUUUUGGUGGCAUGAAGUCCAGUCAUUUCCAAAUAAAACAGCAGGAAGAAACCUUGCCAUCAACUUUUGGUAUGAUCCAUUUCUAGUGAGAGAAUAUCCUUGCCCCGAAUGCCAGCUUGAUGUGAACCCGAAAUACAGACAUUUAUUAUGAUAAUAAUGAAAUAGUAGCAAUCAGUUGUUUGAGAUAUCUAUAUCUUUUAUAUUUUUGAAUAAAUGGAUAACUUA
Molecule: messenger RNA, 1733 nt
Organism: Saccostrea echinata
Lineage: Eukaryota; Metazoa; Mollusca; Bivalvia; Ostreida; Ostreidae
Exons: 4
Coding region: 37-1659 (540 amino acids)
Molecular function (GO): 2-oxoglutarate-dependent dioxygenase activity
Source: RefSeq, a predicted model, not a curated record